AUGCCGCCCAUGAAGGAGGAGAACCCAUACGGCUGCCUUGGGCAAAACCAGACGCUCCCGGCAGAUCUCUUUCGCAAAUCAUCCGGCCCCAAGCGCGAAAAGGUGCGCGCCAAGCUGCGGAACCUCUUCAAUGCUCCGACUGGCGCCGAGAACAUACCCAGGGACCAGCAGCUUCCACGGUUUCUUCCUUUUGAGGAACGCGCGGAAUGGCGCAAGGCCAACGCCGUGACACUCACUUCUGGUGCUGCUUUCCCGUCGUACCAGUCGAACAGGUUCAAGGCAAGGAAAGCCUCGGUCAAUAUGGAUCUUUGUCUUCUGGACGACUAUUCUCCUUCGCCGCAGGAGUACACGGAACCUGAUAUCCUCAUGAAGGUCCUUCAUCACGGCCAUGGUCUCGGUAGCAAGACAUCUUUGUCUGCACAGGUUGAUGAACAUGUCCAGAAGAAGAACCCCCCGGAAGCCGACAAUUGCCACGCUCACGACUUCUCGUCAUCCUCAUAUAUCAGUGCCAGCAUCGGCAAGAUCCAGUCACGGCCAGAAUCCCCUGUUCAGUCUCACGCGAAGGAUGCGAUCCCAGAUACCCAACUCCUGCAAGCUAUCCGCAAGCUUCGAAUCAGUUCGUCAAGCCCUGGAGUUCAAGGCACGCCAUCGGCUGCCACCGAAUAUCGCAUCUCUCGGUCCCACAGUUCAAGCAGCCGCAAGCUGUCAUCUUCAAACGAGCCUCGACAUGCGAGACGUGCUAUGAGCUCGAGCAAUGACAACAAUGCACAUCUUAACAAAACAGAGAUUACUCAUUUCAUGGCAUCUCAGGCUGAUGAAACAACAGCUGAACUGGAAGCACCUCGGCACCGAUGUCCCACUGCACAUACAUUCGCUAGUUCCUAUCGGUCCUGUCAAACGAGCAUCAAGUCCGGUGUACUGGAAUCAUCAAUGGGCGUCGCGCAAGUGUCCCGGGGCAACGCCAUCUCCGACAAGACGGAUUCAAGUGUCCGAGAACUCCGGGGGCAGAAGUCCACCGACCGCAGAUCCUCCGAUGACACGUCUGUAUCGGCCGAACCAUCUGUGUUGGAGCUACCAAGCCCAGUAGCCUCAGUUCCAUUGCAAAAGCCUGCUGGCAAGGGACGUCUUCAAAAGAAGAAGCCUAAGACAAGGAAAGCUGAUGGACAGUGUGUCACCAAGGGUGUUCUAGAAGGACACAGUAGUACCAAGCAGCAGGAAAACAUAAAGAAGCACAAGCACAGCCUUAUUACCCGAGCAAGAAAGGCCCUCUCGCAGCGUCGCCGUCGUGUCCAAGCCUGGCUGAGGAACACACGAGAGAGCUGGCAUGGUGUGGACGCCAAGGCUGAGCUGCGCAGACGCAAGAAGAAGAGGCAGUCCCACGCUCCACUUCUUCGUCCAGUGCGCAGCGUGUUCGGGUUGCGGAACAUCUCGAGCGACACUGUGGUCGUCGGAUCCAUGGAGAAGGAGGUUGAAAGACGUGCCAGCGACCCGGUGCUACGGCCCAGAUACAGUGUCUUCAGCUUUCGUUCGGGAGUGAGUACGAGGCGUGGGAGGGUUUAA
Messenger RNA from Verticillium dahliae VdLs.17, 1560 nucleotides. RefSeq lists its product as uncharacterized. The record is from RefSeq and is a predicted model, not a curated record. Bases 1 to 1560 code for a protein of 519 amino acids. The transcript has 2 exons. Lineage: Eukaryota; Fungi; Ascomycota; Sordariomycetes; Glomerellales; Plectosphaerellaceae.